AUGGCACCCAGGAGGCCAGCAGCAAGGUGGGGGACCGAGAAUGUUGAGACUUAUGGUGAAGGAAUUUCUCUGGUCAGAUUCAAGAAUAAGAGUGUGAAACAGAGGACGUGGCGACCUCACUAUUCACAGGCCUUCGUGGGGAGCAUCCGCGAGGGACAAGGCUUUGCAUUUCGAAGAAAAUUGAAGAGUCAGCAAAAUUAUAAGAAACUGCUAUGGCAGAAUAAGAAGGCUCGAACUUCACAGGAAUCCCAAUUCAGAGAUCGAUACCCUGAACAUCUGAAACAUCUCUAUUUAGCUGAAGAGGAAAUACUCAGGAAGCAACUUAGAAAAGUUGACCAGCCUUUGUCAGAAGAACAAGUUAAUCAGGCUUUGCCAGCAGAGCAAUGUAACAUUGACCAGGCUUUGUCUGAAGAACAUUAUAGUAUUGACCGGCCUCAGCCAGAAGAACAAUGUAAAGAAGAAAGGGUAAACUUCAUUAUUAUUCCAAAAAAAAACUAAAAGAAAACAUCAAAUCAAAAAGCACAAGAAGAAUAUGAACAGGUACAAGCUAAGCGUGCUGCUAAGAAACAAGAAUUUGAGAGGAAAAAGCAAGAGAAAGAAGAAGCUCAAAGACUCUACAAAAAGAAGAAAAUGGAAAUAUUUAAAAUAUUGAGCAAAAAGACUAAAAAGGGCCAACCAAACUUAAAUUUACAGAUGGAGUAUCUUAAAAAAAUACAAGAAAACAAUUAA
Messenger RNA from Molossus molossus (Pallas's mastiff bat), 729 nucleotides. RefSeq names its product thyroid transcription factor 1-associated protein 26-like. The record is from RefSeq and is a predicted model, not a curated record. Gene Ontology annotation, cellular component: nucleus. NCBI's taxonomy places the organism in Eukaryota, Metazoa, Chordata, Mammalia, Chiroptera, Molossidae.